UGGCUGCUCGUCCCACGCCUUGUUUGCUCACUGCGGGCAAAGCGAAGCUCUCACUGGGGAGCCUGCAGCAAUACAGACACAGGUCUUCAGCCACCCAACACCUGCAAGGAGAUUGUAGCCACCCCAAAGUCCGUUCGCAGCUGGAGGCAUGGGGUCUCCAGCAGCCCUGCCCUGCCUGCUCCUUCUCGUCCUGCACCUCACAGCUGGAGGAUCAGCAGCACUGCAUUACGUGGUCACGUCCCCAGCUGUGAUCUACCACCCCCAUGCAGCGACGCUGUGGGUCCAUUUUAGUGACCUCCCCGAGCCUGCCCAGGUGACUAUCCAGCUGCAGAGAGCAGGUGGGGCUGGCAACAUCACCCUGCUGGAGAGGAAGGUGCAGGAGCCUCACGUGCAUCUGAAUGCCACCUUCAUCGCUCCAGCCCCCUCCAAGGGGAAGGAGGAAAUCGUGGAUCUGCACGUCUCAAUCAAGGGAGAUUCCCUGGAUGUCUCCAAAAAGAAGAAGGUGAUGCUGAGAGCCCUGGAGCCUGGGAUCUUCAUACAGACAGACAAGGCUGUCUACAAGCCUGGGCAGCAAGUGAAGUUUCGAAUUGUCUCUUUGGAUAAAGACUUCAUUGCCAGUGACAAGAAGCUGCCCCUCGUGUUCCUGAAGGACCCCAGAGGGAACCGGAUCGCGCAGUGGCGAGAUGUGAGCCCGUGGCAGGGCAUUGUGGACCUGUCCCUCCCGCUGGCCACGGAGCCAGUCCUGGGCACAUACACCAUUGAGGUGAAGGGGAAGACUCGCUCCUUCAGCGUGGAGGAAUACGUGCUGCCCAAGUUUGAGGUGACCAUUGACGUCCCCCCCAUUGUGCUGGAGAAAGACACAAAGCUUCGGGUGGAGAUUUGUGGGAGGUACACCUAUGGGAAGCCCGUCCAGGGGAAGGUCCAGGCCACUGUGUGCAGGCCCUUCUUGUUUGGCUUGGUGAUGUACGUUGUUGGGCAAUCCUCACCAAGGACAAACUGCAUCGAGGUUGGCGGGCAGACUGAGAACGGCUGCUUUUUGACGGAGGUUUUGAUGGCUUCCUUUGAUCACACCAACGGCGGGCUUCAGAAGCGCAUGCAGGUCAAGGCAUCACUGGUGGAGGAGGGGACAGGGCUGGAGAUGAACAACACUAAGAGCUUUGAUAUUUUGCCUGAAAUCUACAAGGUUACCUUCAAGAACACUGAAGGCUUCUACAAGCGUGGGAUUCCCUACGCCGGGACGAUGCAGCUGGAGGGACCUGGUGGCUCUGCCCCCAAGGAUAAGCAGCUGGUGCUCAUCGUGCACCAUCAAGGAGAAGCUACGAGACACAGCUUCCUGACCGACACGUCAGGGAGAGCCUCCUUCGAGCUGGACACCUCUGGUUGGACUGGCACUGUCACCCUGCGUGGUCAAGUCAAUGAGUCAGCUCACACCCAGGAGAGCAGUGGCUCAUCACCCCUCUACGAAGCAGCUUUUGCGGACCUGCGCCCCUUUGUUUCGAAGAGCCAGAGCUUCUUGCACAUCCACAGGCUGGAGAGCAAGCUGCCCUGCAGCCAGCCCCAGCAGCUCCAGGUGGAUUACAUCUUCAACAAGGAAGCCUUGGGGACUGAGCUGCAGAGACUGGAUGUGGUCUUCCUGGUCAUGGCCAAGGGGACUAUUGCCACCAUACUCAGGAAGGAGCUGCCCAUGGAGGCAGGGCUGAGAGGCUCCUUCUCCCUGGAGCUGCCUGUUGGCCCCGAGCUGGCACCCAUGGCCACGGUGCUGGGCUACACGGUGCUGCCCAGUGGUGAGAUGGUGGCUGACAGCAGCAAGCUCAGCCUGGCCAAGUGCCUCCCCAACAAGGUGAAGCUGGCCUUUUCGGAGGAACAAGCACUGCCCGGCUCGGCGCUGAGGCUGCAGCUGGAGGCAGCCCCAAGGUCCCUGUGCGCCAUCCGUGCUGUGGACCGGAGCGUCCUGCUCUUGAAACCUGAGGCUGAGCUCAGCACGGAGGAGAUCUACAAAGUGCUACCCAAUUUUGACUCCCCUAGAAGCAUUCGAGACCCAGAGCCCUGUUCACCUUUCUGGAGACAUCCCCCCUUAUCCCGCACCCCACCUAUGAGAAACACAGAUGUUUUUCUCCAUUCAAGGAGGUAUUUUUUACCUCCACCUUUCUGGGAAAAUUUCCAGGUGGAUGCCUACAAGUUAUUUCAGGACGCAGCACUGAAACUUCUCACCAAUGCCAAGACCAGGGCUGCUUGCGAAGAGUGGUUCGACAUGCCUGAGAUACCUGACAUGGGUGUUGUGGGUCCUACAGGUCGGUGUCCUCACAAAGCAUUCGGUAGAGAGGGGCUGGGCAGGGGUGUCCCCUCUCCUGGUGGGGUGGUGGGAAGGGCUGUGUCACAGGGCUUUGCCUUACAGAGCCACCUGAGGUCUUCCAUGAUGGCUCAGUUCUUGGUUGAAGGGGAUUUUGGCUGCUCAUGGCUGCCUUCAGCAGAGAUCCAGCCCUGGGCUGAUAUGCAGAAACCCAUGGACCCUAAUUUCUGCUCUGCCUUUUCUAGAUAACUGAUGUUCUUUUCCGGAUAUCUGAUGAAAAACAGGAUGAUUAUCCCUGCCAGAAGUACCUUAGAUGUACCUCCCAUCCAGGAGGAGCCGCCGGCUCCGCGGUCGUACUUCCCAGAGACAUGGCUGUGGGACCUGGUCCCUGUGGGGGAGGAGGGCUCCGUGGAGGUGCCGGUGACAGUGCCCGAUGCCAUCACGGAGUGGACAGCUGGGAUGUUCUGCACAGCACCCACGGGCUUGGGGCUGUCCCCUACCAUCACCCUCUUGACCUUCAAGCCCUUCUUCGUGGAGCUGGCGCUGCCCUAUGCUGUGACCCGGGGCGAAGCCUUCACCCUGGCUGCCACCGUCUUCAACUACCUGCAGCAGUGCCUGCGGGUUCGGGUGACGCUGGUGGAGUCAGCGGAGCUGGAGGUGUCAGAGACUGCAGGCGGGACGUACAGCGGCUGCGUCUGUGCGGAUGAAGCCAGGACCUUCCAGUGGGAUGUGAAAGCUACCAGCCUGGGGGAGGUCAACAUCACCAUCAGCACUGAGGCCAUAAACUCAGAGGAGCUCUGUGGUAAUGAGGAGCCCGUGGUGCCAGCCCAGGGACGAGUGGACACCGUGAUAAAGCCCUUGCUGGUGCAGCCCGGGGGCAUCCUGGUGGAGAAGGCGCACAGCUCCCUGCUCUGCCAGGAAGCUGCUGAAGAAGUUUAUCUGAAGCUUCCUGCAAACAUCUUGGAGGGCUCCCAGCGAGCCCAUGUCACCGUGAUGGGCGACAUCAUGGGAAAUGCACUGCAGAAUGUGGACCGCCUCCUGGCCAUGCCCUAUGGCUGCGGGGAGCAGAACAUGGUCCGCUUCGCCCCCAACAUCUACAUCCAGCAGUACCUGGAGAAGAGCGGGCAGCUGACCCCCGACAUCCGCGCCAAGGCGCAGGGCUUCCUGCAGAGCGGGUACCAGCGAGAGCUACUCUACAAGCACGCUGACGGCUCUUACAGUGCUUUUGGGGAGAGUGAUGCCAGCGGCAACACCUGGCUCACGGCGUUUGUCCUCAAGUCCUUUGGGCAAGCCAGAGCCUAUGUGGCCAUCGAGGAACAGCACAUCACGGAUGCUCUGCACUGGCUGCAGAGGCAGCAGCUGAAGACGGGAUGCUUCCGCAGCGUGGGCAAGCUCUUCAACAAUGCCCUGCAGGGCGGUGUAUCGGAUGAGCUCUCACUGUCAGCUUAUGUCACUGCUGCGCUGCUGGAGCUGGGAGUGUCCCCAACGGAACCCAUGGUGAGCUUGGCCCUGCAGUGCCUGGAGGCAUCGAGCACCGACGACCUCUUCACGCAGGCGCUGCUGGCCUAUGUCUGUGGGCUGGCGGGGCGCGAGGAGCAGCACCAAGCCCGGCUGCAGAGCCUCGUCCAGCGCGGCAUCAGCACAGAGGGGCAGCUCUUCUGGCAGAGGAAGGGGAAGGCUCUGCCCAAGGAGUCCCUCUGGGCUGCGGCCGCGCCAGCAGAGGUGGAGAUGACCGCCUAUAUCCUCCUGGCACACCUGACCCAGUCCCAGGUGUCCUCCGCCAACUUGGCCAGAGCCUCCCAAAUUGUUCGCUGGCUCAGCAGGCAGCAAAACCCCUAUGGAGGCUUUGCCUCCACGCAGGACACCGUGGUGGCCCUGCAAGCUUUGGCCAAGUACGCCACUCUGACGUACAGCAGCAACGGGGACUGCGUGGUGACAGUGACAGCCCCAAUGGGCUCCACACAGGACUUCAUGCUGGAUGCGAGCAAUCGGCUGGUGCUGCAGCGGGCAGCCCUGCACGAGCUGCCAGGGCUGUAUGCGGUGCAAGCCCGUGGGCAGAGCUGUGCCCUGGUGCAGGUGACCCUGCGCUACAAUGUGCCACCACCGCCCAGCGCGGGGAUGUUCAAUCUCCGUGUGGAGACCAAGCCCAAGACGUGUAGGGCAGAUGCCAGUGCCCGCUUCCGCCUCCUCCUCCAGGCAAGGUACACCGGGGAGCGCCCCACCACCAACAUGGCUGUCAUUGAGGCCAAGCUGCCGUCUGGCUACAUCCCGGACAAGGGCUCGGUGGCGGAGCUGAAGAGGCAGAAGCUGGUGAAGAAGGUGGAGGUGCAGACCGACCAGGUGACAAUUUACCUGGACCAGCUGACGAAGGAGGAGGAGACCUUUGUCUUCACGGCCACACAAGACUUCCCGGUGAGGAACCUCCAGCCAGCCACCGUGACACUGUACGACUACUAUGAGACGGGUGACCGCACAGAUGCUGCCUACAGCGCUCCUUGCAGCUCAGAGGCUGACAGCCAGGCAAAGGAGAAUUUCUAGUGGAGCCUGAGGUGUGGCAGCCGGUCCCUCUCUGCUCAUCCCAAUGCCCUCAGCCAAGAACCAGGACAGCCGAAGAUAGAAAUCUUCGGCAGAAGCUCCCCCUGGCCACGGCCCAAAGCCCUCCAUGGGGGAAGAACACGGCCCAGGCUCUCACAGCACCACCAGCAGCCAGCACAGCACAGACUCGACAGCUUCUCCCCACAGUGCAGCUCCUGCCCUGCCAGACCCAGGGCAGGGAUGUCUUGGGGGCUCUGCACCACCCUGCCAUAGACGGUUUUAUGGGAACACCCUGGUGCAGCUCCCUCCACAAACAGCGCUGCCACUAAAAGGGAUCUGGGGAUAACUGCAAUCUCAUCACAACAGAUUUAGGCACUUGUUACCUGCCCUGGGUCUAAAUAAAUACAUUUUCUUAAGUGCA
Molecule: messenger RNA, 5246 nt
Organism: Oxyura jamaicensis (ruddy duck)
Lineage: Eukaryota; Metazoa; Chordata; Aves; Anseriformes; Anatidae
Product: alpha-2-macroglobulin-like protein 1
Cellular component (GO): extracellular region
Molecular function (GO): endopeptidase inhibitor activity
Source: RefSeq, a predicted model, not a curated record